ACUUUCUUUGAUAUAUAAAACAGUAUUCUAACUCAAACUUCGUUUCUCUGUUUAAAACCGUAUGAAUAACGAAGAUAACUCAGCGUUUCACUUGAAGCAUGUUCUCUCAGCACUUAAAACAGUUGUACCCUUUAAUGCUCCAGAAUCGGUAGAGGAGACGCGCAAUAUUGCCAGACAUCUAGCAGAAGUUGUUGUUGACGCUGUUGCCUAUACAUCUCGACCAUGGAAAGCCACAAGGAUAGAGGCUAGUAUACUCAGGGCUGUGGAUGAAUUAUUAUCAGUUUACAAUGAGACAUUUACAAACAUGUCUGAUAGAGUAUGUGUUAAUAGUGAAAAGGAUAUUGUUAAAUCACUUCGAACAGUUGGCCAGACAAUGAUACAAGAUAAAAAGCUACACUUCAGUCUUAUAGCAACUUACUACGCAUUUGCUGGAGUUUUUGCUAAGAGAUGUAAAGAAAAUGGAAAGGAGUCAUAUGUUCCACUAAUUAAAAAGACAUUAUGUGCUUUCGCCGAGGAAGAAUUCUGCGAUUGGCUUGACGAAAAUGGUGGAUGGAAACAAUUCGUAGAAUUUUUUGAGGAUCCAGAAGUUGAGAGAAAAGCCCUUUUAAAAGGUGGCAUGCUUUUAUCUGCAGCUAGUUUAGUAACUAUGGCUGUAUAUCGUGUAUUGAAAUCUUGA
Dimorphilus gyrociliatus is the source of this 676-nucleotide messenger RNA. Lineage: Eukaryota; Metazoa; Annelida; Polychaeta; Dinophilidae. The record is from the annotation of a GenBank genome assembly.